ACAACCGGUGCACAAAGGAAGUCUUUGAAAACUCCAGACAAUGUUAACCCAGAACACUAUGUACAUUGAACUUUGGACUUGUAACUUAAUCCAAAGAGAGACAUUUCGACAAAAGAUGAGAAACAGCUGCACAAAUUAAGCCUAGAUGAUGGGAUUCUCCUUCUGGAAGAGCUACCCAACCCUCACAUUCAUCCUAUACCUUCUUGCUCUGCCUUGUUGCCAUGGCAGCAAGAUUCUGGUGUUCCCGGUGGACUGCAGCCAUUGGGUGAACAUGAAUAUCAUCAUUCAAGAGCUUCACGGGCGGGGUCAUGACAUCACAGUGGUGCGUACCGACACCAGCUGGUACAUCAAAGAGAACUCAGCCCAUUACACCUCGGUCACUGUCACUCUACCUGAAGGAAUGCCCAUUGUGAGCGUAGACUACAUGGCAUCAUUUGUGAGGAAGACCCUGGAGAUCCGAAGAGGAGAGGGUUCCCUGCUGGCCUUUAUUAAGUUACAAAUGGAGACCUUUGCUGCUCUCUCCUAUGCUCAUAGAAUCACCUGCCAGAUGGUGAUCACAAUGUUUGAGGAUCCGCAGUUAAUGAAGCAGCUCCUUGACGCCCACUUUGAUUUGGUCCUCACAGAUCCAGGGUUGCCAGGAGGAGUUUUGUUGGCUCACUACCUGAAACUACCCAUGGUCUUCAACGUCCGUUGGCUUACAAGUGGGGAAGCUCAUUUUGCCAUAGCUCCCUCUCCCAUCUCCUAUGUCCCGACUCCAGGUUCGGAGGUCUCUGACCAUAUGGAUUUCAUCCAAAGGACCAAAAACAUGUUCCAUUACAUCCUUAGUCUUUAUGUCGAUAAAUUCAUGGCCAGCCCCCAUUACGAUGCUCUGUGUGCUCGUUACUUUGGCCCGGGUGUGGACCUCUACAGUCUCGUCCAGUCUGCAGAGCUCUGGCUAAUAAGAGUCAACUUUGUCUUUGAAUUUCCCCGCCCCACCAUGCCCAACAUUGUCUACAUAGGCGGCUUCCAGUGCAGACCUGCCAAGCCCCUGCCACAAGACCUGGAGGAGUUUAUGGAGAGCUCUGGGGAGCACGGGGUCAUUGUCAUGUCAUUGGGGACUAUAGUCAACAGUCUUCCAAGUGAGCUAACUGAUAAGAUAGCUUACGCUUUCUCCCAACUCCCUCAGAAAGUCAUCUGGAGACAUUUGGGAGAAAGGCCUUCUAGCUUGGGCAACAAUACCCUCUUGGUCAAAUGGUUGCCCCAAAAUGACCUCCUGGGUCACCCCAAGACCAAAGCCUUUGUCUCGCAUGGGGGGACCAAUGGAGUUUAUGAGGCCAUUUACCACAGCGUGCCAAUAGUAGGGCUACCACUGAUUUUCGACCAGUUUGACAACCUGCUCAGGCUGCAGGUGAGAGGUGCAGCCAAGGUCCUGGAAGUCGCCACCCUAGGCAGUCAGGACUUCCUCCAGGCCCUACAGGAGGUGCUUGAGGAGCCAUCCUACCAGACGAACAUGAAGAGGCUCUCCAGGCUCCAGCAUGACCAGCCGGUCAAACCAAUGGACAGUGCCCUCUUUUGGAUCGAGUAUGUCAUUAGGAACAAAGGAGCCGCUCACCUGCGCACAGAGUCCUACAGAAUGCCUUGGUACUCCUACUACUGUGUGGAUGUUAUAGUGGUCUUGUUGGCUGCUGUGUUCAUGUUUUUUAUAGCUGUGACAGGGAUACUUAGAUUAUGCUGCAGGGCUUGUAAGAAGAAAAAGAUAAAGCAUCACUAAGGCAAGAUUUAUUCAAGCUUUGUAGGCUACUGUUUUUUGAAAAUAAAAUUCACCCAUGUUAACCCAU
Messenger RNA from Polyodon spathula (Mississippi paddlefish), 1817 nucleotides. Its product is annotated as UDP-glucuronosyltransferase 2B31-like. The record is from RefSeq and is a predicted model, not a curated record. The transcript has 2 exons. The coding region runs from base 146 to 1750 and encodes 534 amino acids. NCBI's taxonomy places the organism in Eukaryota, Metazoa, Chordata, Actinopteri, Acipenseriformes, Polyodontidae. Gene Ontology annotation, molecular function: UDP-glycosyltransferase activity.